Molecule: messenger RNA, 3765 nt
Organism: Pyrgilauda ruficollis (rufous-necked snowfinch)
Lineage: Eukaryota; Metazoa; Chordata; Aves; Passeriformes; Passeridae
Gene: MAP3K19
Product: mitogen-activated protein kinase kinase kinase 19
Exons: 8
Coding region: 4-3765 (1253 amino acids)
Biological process (GO): protein phosphorylation
Molecular function (GO): protein kinase activity; ATP binding
Source: RefSeq, a predicted model, not a curated record
AGUAUGUCUGACAACAAACAAAAUAAGAGGAGAAGCAAAAAAGGUUGUGGGAGUGUUGUUGCUUUUCAGAAUGCAGACAAUAUAAUGCAAGAAAUGUAUCAGUCAGACAAAGCUCUAGGAAAAACCAGCCAAAUUGCACCAACAUCCAGAGCAUGGCCAGACCAACAAGUGGCAUGUUUUCCAAGUAAAAAUCAGAUAGCAUUACCCAGGAGACAUCACAUUUCUUUACCUUUCUUAAAUAAAGAGGACAUGGGAUGUGGCUUUGACUUCAGCUUUCUGCUACAGACCUCAUGCCCAGAAUCUAACAUUUCAACAUCAUUUAUGGAUUUAGAUACUUUCCAGAUAAUAAAAGCACAAAUACAACAAAGGUUAUCUAUAACAACACUAAAAACCAGGAACAAGAAAUCUAAGUUUCAUUUGCCACCAGUGACAUGUCAGCCUGUAAGAAAAAUUCAUCUUGCUCCUCUAAGGGAUGAUAUUGUCAAUGAAAGCAGAAACAUCAAAACUAUUUUAAAUAUUAUGAACUCUAUUCCUCAGCCUAUAAAACCAGUUACGAAAUUUUGUCAGUAUCAGUUAGACAACUUAUUAAACAGGGACAGUGAAAAGUCAUCAGAAUUGAUCAUAGCCACAAUUUCUGAUAAGUUCACUCCAGUGAAGGAUCUGUACUACUUCAGCAUUAAUAACUGUGAUAAGUACCUUAACAACAAGAAGGAAGAAAUCCAAAGCCAUUUCAAGUGGAGGGAAGCUGAUGUAGCAAUCCACACUGGGAAGAAGAAAUUCCAGUGUUCAGUGGUUUGUGAGAAUAUCAAUCUUCUGACCCAGGCCGGGUUCUGGGAUCAGAGUCAUCCCCACUUGAGCUCAAGCAGUGUUCUGGUGAACUGUGGCAUGUUUGCAGCCCAGACAGCAUUUACAGUGUCCAGCAACAGCAAUGCCUCAAGAGCUGGCAAUAAGCAAAACGGAGCAGAGAAUUGCUGUAGCACUGGUCUGGCAGAAGAAAAUGCUGCAGAGAUGAUGCUGGAUUAUAAACCACAGGAAGAUGCUGAGAGUGCCAACCUUGUGCUUUACAACCAGGAUUUAGAUUCCUCCUGUAAAAAUGAAGUGAUAGAGGCCUACCAAGCCUUGGAAGAUAACUCUGUAGUUGCAGUAAUUCCUGGAGCAGAAGCUCAGGAUCCCUCUGGAAAACAGCCAGAAAAUCAAGUCUGUCUCUCUGAAUCUGAAACAGAAAAAGAAGCCAUUUCAGAAGCAACUUUAGAGGACCAAAGUGAGCUUGUAGCUGUUGCUCAUGUUAUGCUCUCUGAACAAGAGCCAGCCAGGGAACCACACAUUGCUGAACAGCCUACCAGAAAAAAUGGUGGUGUCUGUACUCUCCUUCCUCAUGCUCCUCAGAGCCUCAAUGUUCUUGCUUACAAAGAAAAUGACAAAAAUAAAAUAAAGAUGAAUAGAAAUAAAUAUUCACCAAAAUCUAAAAUUAAUAAUAAGAUAAAAGUAUUUGAAGACUUAAUUGCUUCUGAAGAGGUUACCACAAAAUCAAAUGCCAAGAGUCAGAUUUUUCCAUCUUUGGAACUGACAAAAGUGAAAUCUGAGGCUUCCAUGAAGUGUCAGAAAAAAUCCACUCAAGGACACAAAGGCCAUGUUGUUCAGAGUGCCCAGAAAAUUAAAAAGCAAAGUUGCUCCUGCAGUUGCAAAAACUCAGCUGUCUUAAAGAAACACGUUACUCCACUUUGUCUGCCACGUACACCCUCUGCUUCAGAUUUUGUAGAUCUGAAAUACACUGACAUGUUCAAAAUAAUAAAUUCAGAUGACCAAGGCCCAGGUAUUUAUGAAAUGUUUGGAACUCCUGUCUAUUCCCGCGUGAGAGACCUUGAUCAGCAUGAGGGCAGGUUUUACAAAGGUGUUUAUUCUGUUCCACCAGGAAGAUGCACCUGCAGAUCUGCCUGCAGUAAAGGGGGAGAAAGCAGCAGAGUCAGAAACAUUCAAAAGAAAACUCAUUCCAAGCCAAAGAAGACCACACCUGGUGCUAAACAAAAGCAGAAAAGUUUAAUCACAAAGGACAGAAGGACCAAGUUGAGUGUCAGCAACACAGAGCAAGGCAAUGCAACAACAUCUGACUUGGCUUUUCAAACACACGCCUUGAGUAGCACAACAUUGUUCCAUGGAGACACAGAUCAUCAGCUCACAUUUUCAGAAGAGCUUUCACAGUCAGCUAAGCAAAAUGAAAUGUUUACAAAUUCAAACCUCUCAACUAUUAAAGAAGUUUCUUUGGAGGAAUUAGACAGCCAGGAUAAAUCCAGCUGUCAGAGAGCUGCUGCCUGCAGGCAGGAUCUCCUUCAGCUCAGUGAUCAAGACUGCAGAGAAUGUGUUGCUCCAAGUGGCAGUCUGGUAACAGCAGAGCAGAACAUCUGUGUGCCCCAGUGCAGGGGGGAUAUAGAUGGUGGCAAAGGCUGGGAAUCACACCAGGACUCCAAGUCUGUCAAUAAAUGUGAGUUGCCUUUUUCAGAUAGACUGGAAUGUCAGUCCCCUUCAAAAAUAUUAGAUCACAUUAGUUGUGCAAACACACCUCAAAACAGUGGUUUGGCAAAUGAAUUGACUCAGACUUCAGUGAUUUGGACAAAAAAGGCCAAAAGCCCCAGUUCCCAGACAAGUCAAAACAUAUCUUCCUGGUCAGAUACUAAGGAUGUGACUGACAAGUUGCUUUGUUGUCUGGCCAAAGAAUUGCUAAUGCUUGAAGAAAAAGACACCAACUCUUCAAGAACAAAAAAUACAUGUUCUAAAAUACAAAACACACAGAGUGAAGAAGAGGAAAAUAUGAUGAAUGGAGAUGGAGCAAUAAUAAAUAGUGCUCUAGAGAAGAGUUACAGUAAAGCCUUUUUGGCUUCAAAUGAAGAAAAGGGCCUUCUAAACUUUGAUGAAUCUACUAAAUUAUCAGGAAGCAGUUUAACUACCAAAGAUCCUGUCAUGUGGACAAGAGGAGAAGUCCUUGGAAAGGGAGCCUAUGGCACGGUGUACUGUGGUCUGACAAGCCAGGGACAGUUAAUAGCUGUAAAACAGGUGAUUUUGGAUACAUCAGAUCAACUCACUACAGAAAAGGAGUAUCAGAAGUUCCAUGAGGAAGUUGAUCUUUUGAAGACAUUGAAGCAUGUAAAUAUUGUAACUUAUUUAGGAACUUGCCUGGAAGACAAUAUUUUGAGCAUAUUCAUGGAGUUUGUUCCUGGUGGCUCCAUUUCCAGUAUUCUGAAUCGCUUCGGCCCCUUGCCAGAAGUUGUCCUGUGUAAAUACACCAAGCAAAUUCUACAAGGGGUUGCAUAUUUACACGACAACUGUGUGGUCCACAGAGACAUCAAAGGCAACAACGUGAUGCUCAUGCCCACCGGGGUAAUCAAGCUGAUUGACUUUGGCUGUGCCAGGCGCCUGGCCUGGGCCAGCCUCAGCGGCACCCGCAGCGAGCUGCUCCGCUCUGUGCACGGCACUCCCUACUGGAUGGCUCCAGAGGUGAUCAGUGACUCUGGCUAUGGCAGGAAAUCAGACAUCUGGAGUGUUGGCUGCACCGUGUUCGAGAUGGCAACAGGCAAACCCCCUCUGGCUUCCAUGGACAGGGUGGCAGCCAUGUUCUACAUCGGGGCCCACAGGGGGCUGAUGCCGGCCCUGCCCGAUCGCUUCUCCAGCGCUGCCGUGGAGUUUGUGCACGCCUGCUUAACCAGAGAUCAGCACGAACGGCCUUCUGCUCGGCAGUUGCUGGACCAUCCCUUUGUGAAAGGAGGACAGUGA